CAUGCCAGCUUAGCCAUUAACCACACUUCACUCACUCCACUUCUCCAAGAAACCCACACGAACGACGAUGGCAGCAAGAUCGUCGCUGCCAUCCUUCUGCCUCCACCAGAUCAGGUCAGACAGCCGCCGCGGCGCGCCGCCGUCGAUACGCGCCUCCUCCACCGGCGCUGCCAAUGAUGGUGGCCGCAACGACGACGUCGACGGCAAGGAGGAGGAGGAGAAGAGCGAGGUGGGGAGGAAGGUGAUGGUGGUGGCCGACGGCGGCAGCGACGAGGCGCGGACGGCGCUGCAGUGGGCGCUCUCGCACUCCGUCCGCCCCUGCGACACCGUCGUCCUCCUCGACGUCGUCAAGAGCGGCGGCGACGGCGGCGGCAAGAACGGGGAUGAUCCAAGCAGAGGGUGCCAACAUCUGGAGACAAUGAGGAGUAUUUGCCAGGCUAAAAGACCAGAGGUACGCGUCGAGCUUUCCUUGGUGGAAGGGAAGGAGAGGGGGCCGGCGAUUGUGGAGGCGGCGAGGAAGCAAGGCGUGUCGCUCCUCGUCAUGGGCCAGAAGAAGAGGUCGAUCACAUGGCGGCUGCUGGUGAUGUGGAUGACCGGCGGUAAAGGCGGCGGCGGAAGGGGCACCGCCGAGUACUGCGUGCAGAACGCGGCGUGCAUGGCGCUCGCCGUCCGGCGGAAGAGCCGGCGAGGGGGAGGGUAUCUCAUCACCACGAGGCGCCAGAGAGAUUUCUGGCUCCUGGCUUGAUCGAGGUGUCCCAAGAGCUUACAGUAUUGCAUGUGUGUGACCUAACUAUGGCGUGUUGUAGGUGUCUGUUACCGGAGAGGUUAAGUUAAUUAUAGUGGAAUAGGCAUUCAUGAUAUGAGAAAUAAUGCACAAGAUGAGUGAUGGUGUUUGGCGUUGGA
Oryza sativa Japonica Group (Japanese rice) is the source of this 903-nucleotide messenger RNA. RefSeq lists its product as uncharacterized. Lineage: Eukaryota; Viridiplantae; Streptophyta; Magnoliopsida; Poales; Poaceae. The record is from RefSeq and is a predicted model, not a curated record.